Symbiodinium natans is the source of this 3801-nucleotide messenger RNA. Lineage: Eukaryota; Dinophyceae; Suessiales; Symbiodiniaceae. The record is from the annotation of a GenBank genome assembly.
AUGGAGCUGGCCAUGCCACCAACCGAGGUCAAGGGUUUUGAGCAGAUGCCAAUGCACGUGCAAGUUGGAAGCCUGGGCCAACAAGUGUCUAUGCAACCACUCUCGCAGCCGCAGCAGCAACUGCAGCAGCAGCUGCAGCAACAACUGUUGAACCAGAAGAACCAGCAAGCCAUCCAGACCCUCUUGCUGCAGCAGUCCCUUGGCCAAGUGCCGCCGACCCAACCGCAAGCAUCGCAGCCCCAGCAGGCUCCCUUGCCAAACUUGCUCACGGGGCGGAUGAUGGAUCCAACGUUGGCCAUGAAGUCCACUCCGAGUGCCUCGAGCAUGGCGGCUGUCCCUGGCAUGCCUCUCUGCCCAUGGAUCUAUCCUCUGGACCAGUGCAUCGGCAGCGUCGGCAGCGUGGGCAAUGUCGGCAACGUGGGCAACACCCUCCUGCCGAGCUGCUGGGCGGUGAAUGCGGUGAACGCGGUGAACGCGGUGGGUCCUCCGGUGAUGCCACCCAUGCCUGGCACGGCCCCCAUGCCGGUCAUGGGCGCAUCACUGGGCCAGCACUGUGGGCGCGUGGAUGAGCGGGACUGGUCAGUUGUGGAGAAUUCUUCAUCAAGCUCCCUGAGCUCGCUGUCGCGCGAUGAUUUUGAGGACAUAACUCCAGGGGCUGGCGGCGUGCUCUGCGGACAGACCUUUUGCCAGGCGGACGCAGUGAAACGCUUUCACUGGGUUCCGCCCAAAGGCUGGGAUGGCCAUGCUCGCGCGCUGGAAAUCUCAGCCCGAAAUAUCCUCGAUUGGGACGGCAGCCACCCUAUAAGUCCACCGGGAGGCCGUCCAUGGCUGCUGCCCUGCAGCGAUGACAUGGCACUGAGGAUUGCGAGGCUUCGAAAGCCCCUCCACGCUGCGGGCUGGAAGGUGAUCACCUCCCGGCCACACGUCAUCGAGGGCCUGGGCGACAAGGCCAAGCUUCCGGGCUACGCAGCCAAAAUUGGAAAGCUGGACUUCCUUCCGCGACACUUCGAGAAUCCCCAGGAAGCAAGGUAUCCCUGCAUCUUGAAGCCGUCGCAGGGCGAGUUUGGAAGGAAUUCAUUCAUCUGCCGCUCAUGGCAGGAAGUGUACCAGCAUGCCCCAGAUUUCCGAGCGGGCAUGGGCGCGGCCGGCGUUUGGGUUUUACAAGAGCUGGUGCCCGGAGACGUGGAGCUCUCCGUGUCCAUGCUGGUCUCCAGGGGGCAAAUUCUGGACAUCCUCGGCAUGCGAUACUCCUACGACCGGGAGAUCUACAUCUGGCCGGCAGUCACCGAGCUGGGCAAGGACGUCUUCGAAGUCCCACUCCACCACGUCGACGUCCUGGCGGCGUUCGUUCACGAAUAUGAUGGCAUCUUGAACUUUAACUACAAGAUCCGACCAGAUGGGAGGAUCUGCAUCUUCGAAGUGAACACCCGCAUCGGUGCCGAUCUGGCCUGCGAUGCCCCGAGGGGUCGUGCUCGGCAGCUGUUCAUGCUGCUGGAGCCCCCGUCUAGGAUGAACAUCCGACUCGUGAUGAAGGGCUUUCCACAGCAGAACGAGAGCCGAGUUAGCCAACCGGCCGCCGAUGUCCCUGAGAUGGUGAUACCUCAGGCAGAGAAUGCGCGUAUCGCUCUUCGAAGCAAGAAUCUCUUCCUCAUCUCUUCCCUUCCUCCCGUGAUUUUUGCCAGGGCAAGAAACGAAGCGGGCGCGGUAAGGGCAAGAAGGAUCCCCGCAUAUCCCCGCAUGUCGUGCAUUUGCUUUCAAAAGCUUCGCUUCUUCUGGGAGGACCACUUCGACGGCCUCAGCGCUCCCGUGGCCGUAGGCGAGCUGCUCGGCAACGCCGCUGUGUUGGACGCUCUGGCAGAGGUUCGACGAGAUGGGGCAAAAAGCGCAGUCCUGCUGCGAGAUGUGCUCUCCCAUGUUGCGGAGCUGGCCCAAGAUCCAGAAGGGAGCCGCUUCCUCCAGGCGAAGUUGGAGACGGCCAAUACCGCCGAGCGCCGGGAGGUCUUCGAAGCGCUGCUCCCGAAGAUGGAGAUGCUCACCGGAGACUCGUCUGGCAGCGCAGUUGUGCAGAAGUUGCUCGACAUCUGCACCCCGGACCAGCGCAGGGCCAUCGUGGAGAAGUUUCGGCAGUCGGUUGUCAAGCUCUCCUUGAAGAUGCACGGCUGCCGUGUCAUUCAGAAGGCCUUUCAGGUCUGCCCACCGGAGCUCCAGUCCAUGCUUGCCGGGGAGUUGAAGCACGGAGUAAUUGAUUGCAUCAAGAGCAUGCACGGGAACCACGUGGUCCAGAAAUGCAUCGAGCAGAUGCCGCCCGAGUCUGUGUCGUUUGUUGUGGAAGCCGUCGAGGACAAGGCCGAGACCAUGGCGGCUCACAUCUACGGUUGCAGAAUUAUCCAGCGCUUGCUGGAGCACUGCACUCCGAAGCGCCUGGAGAAGAUGCUUCAACAGAUCCUUCGGAGCAUUACGAAGCUGUCCACGGAUCCCUACGGCAACUAUGUCAUUCGCCACAUUCUUGAACAUGGCAACCCCGAGCACAAGAGGAGCAUCGUGAACGAGGUGUGUGGUCACGUGCUUGAGCUUGGCAAGGAUAAGCAUGCCAGCAAUGUGGUGGAGAAGUGCUUCGAGGCCUCCACGACCGGAGAGCACGCGGCCUGUUUGAAGGAGGAGCGCCAGCGCCUGAUCUGUGCCGUCCUGGGGCCUGCGCCCAAGGAUCCCUCAGAUCGAAGCUCACCACUGGCGCAGCUCAUGGAUGACAGGUUCGGCAAGUAUGUGGCGAACAGCUUGGUGGAGUACAGUCGGGGACCCGAGGAGAUGAAGGUCCUCUACAGCCGCAUUGCGUCCUCUCCAGGGAAGAAGGCGGCCAUCACGUCGCUGUUGGAGAUGUUGGAGAGGCAGCUUCAGCAGGCUCAGCUUCAGCAGCAUCAGUUUGCUCAGCGGCAGACUCUGAUGCAGCUCCAGCUGCGGAAGGUGGUGUACCGUACGGUGUACCUUCCCUGUGAGCGCGCGCUGUGCACUGCAACGAAGAAGGGAGAGCCGUUGAUUAAAGGCGCAGUCGGCUCCGGCUGGGAGCUGAGAGGACGCGCCUCUGACAUGUCGGAGCCAGUAUCCCGCCAGAUCUUCGGAUCGUGUACAAACUUGGCAAGUGCUGCAAGUAUUAGAAGCGCUGUGGAAGCUGCCCUGAUGCUUUCACUCCAGCACUUAGCCAACUGCGACAUAGUGACAUCGUCUGUAAAGACAAAGGUGACUAGAGACUCAGACUUUGAAGCCCUCUAUUUGCCUCUACUUCUAUGGUUCUAUCCCCAGGCAAACAAUCCUGUCACUGAUGACAUUCAGACCCGCCAGUAUCGAUCUCCCGAGGUCAUCAUAGGGGCCAAGUGGGAUGAAACUGCGGACGUCUGGAGUGCCGCGUGCAUGUUCUUUGAGCUCGCAACGGGCGACUACCUCUUCGACCCAAAGAAGGGGGAUGACUGGAAUCGAGAGGAAGACCACCUUGCCCUCGUGGCUGAGCUGCUCGGGGAUUUGCCGCCGAAGGAGUUCGCGCUGUCUGGGAGAUAUUCCAAGGACUUUUUCACCAAUGCGGCAAAACUCAAGCACAUCAAGAAGCUGAAGAUGUGGCCUUUGGAGGAAGUCCUCCGAGAGAAGUACCGCUGGGAGGAGGCGGAAGCUGCAGAGAUGGCGAGCUUCCUGCUGCCGAUGCUCUCCUGGCAGCCAGUGCAGCGACAGCCCGCAGCCGAGGCCUUGUCGCAUGUUUGGGUGCAGCUGCGGGAGGGUGAGACGGACGAUCUACCUGCCGCCGGCCUGGCGUGA